This is a messenger RNA of Gavialis gangeticus (Gharial), 1874 nucleotides long. RefSeq names its product dickkopf WNT signaling pathway inhibitor 2 (gene DKK2). The record is from RefSeq and is a predicted model, not a curated record. Gene Ontology annotation, cellular component: extracellular region. Gene Ontology annotation, biological process: multicellular organism development; negative regulation of canonical Wnt signaling pathway. Gene Ontology annotation, molecular function: receptor antagonist activity; co-receptor binding. Bases 761 to 1570 code for a protein of 269 amino acids. The transcript has 4 exons. NCBI's taxonomy places the organism in Eukaryota, Metazoa, Chordata, Crocodylia, Gavialidae.
GAGCAGUGUGUGUAUGUGUGUGCGAGGGGGUGUGCAGAUCUGUGCUAAAGAACACUGCGAGUUUGCCUAGCUGUCUGUCUGUCUGUUCCUGCCUGUGUGAUCCUGACUCCAGAUAUAGAGCCGAACGCCUGGAGCCCCUCACCCCAGCACCAACUAGUUUGGAGGAGGAGAAGGCGAACGUGUUCUCUCACAAACACUGGCUACAGAGGCUGAGGCUUAAGAAAGAAAAAAGAAGGAGGGGAAUAAAAAGUAGAGAGAGAGAGAGAGAAACACAACUAAGCCCAGCCCUUGUCGGUGCUGCCUGGAUUGGAUCUGGUUUGAGUUUUCUCCCUGCUGACUUGUGUAGCAAGAGAGGAGCGGAGGGAAAUAAGUAACUGACUCUUCCUCUGAAGCUUAAGCAAACCUGCUGGGUGAUUCCACUAGUGGGAAGCUUCCCUGGGUGCAGUUGCCUCAUAGUUUAUUGCUCCCAGUCACUAAAGAAUUUCCUGCACUUCUCAAGAAUCUGAAGGAAAAAGCCAUCACUUCACAUGAUCUGAUAGUUGCUUGUUGCCUAGAAACUUUAUACCAUUUUUUCAGGGGAUUCGUUUUUCCUGGUCUCUCCCACCACAGCAGUUUCUUGAGCGUGCGGCAUUGAAAUCUAUUCAAUUGUUUUGUUAACAACUGUAGGAUAAACAUUUUUUCCCCCUUUUUUAUCUCUUGUUGCUUUAUUUUGUUUGAUUUUUUUUUUAUUUUAAAAAAUCCCUUUUUGGGGUGGGGGGAGAUGAUCGUGCUGAUGUGGAAUAAGUGCUCCUGCUGUCUCCUCUUACUAGCCGCGGUCCUGAUGGUGGAGAGCUCCCAGCUAGACAGCUCCAGCUCUAAGGUGAACUCCAUCAAAUCCACCCUGAUGGGGGAGGCUCCAACACAGGCAACCAACAGAUCUGCAGGCAUCCACCGGGGACUGACACUUGGUAGCAGUAAGAAAGGCAAAAUCCUAGAGCAGAUGGGAAAACCUCCAAAGCGCUAUCACCGGCAAGGAGAGGUCUACCCUUGCACCAAUGACAAAGAAUGUGAAGUUGGGAGAUACUGCCAUAGUCCUCAUCAAGCUACCUCUGCCUGUUUGGUCUGCAGGAGGAAAAAGAAACGUUGCCACAGAGACGGCAUGUGCUGCCCUGGGAACCGCUGUAAUAAUGGUAUUUGCAUACCAAUAACUGAAAGCAUCCUAACUCCCCACAUCCCAGCUCUGGAAGGGCCACGCAACAAGAAAAAUGGCCAUUAUUCUAGCAAGGACUUUGAAUGGCAGAAUCUGGGAAGGCCGCAGUCUAAGCUUUCACACCUAAAAGGACAUGAAGGGGACCCCUGCUUACGCUCGUCUGACUGCAUUGAGGGGCACUGCUGUGCUCGCCAUUUCUGGACCAAAAUUUGCAAACCUGUGUUACAGCAGGGGGAGGUGUGCACCAAGCAACGCAAGAAGGGCUCCCACAGCCUGGAGAUUUUCCAGCGAUGUGACUGUGAUAAAGGGCUCUCUUGCAAAGUAUGGAAAGAUGCCACCUCUUCUUCUAAAUCAAGACUUCAUGUGUGUCAGAAGAUCUGAACGAGGAUUGGGAAAAUAUUACUAACAGACUGUGAAUUUGUGUAUUUAAUGCAUUACAGCCUGGUGGGAAAUGAAGAUUGUAAAUAAAAACAGAAUGGCUAAAGUAACAAUUGUGGUAGGAAAAGAAAUCACCCCAAUCUGCACUUGUUUUGAGUUGGUGGUAAAUGCGAUAGCAGCUGGAGUUUUCCAUUGUGCAACUUUUUUGUGUAAAUAAUGAUGACAGUUUGUGGGGAAAUGCUAUUAUACAAGCACAAUGGAAAUUAUUGACAUUUGCAAUGCCGCAUGGUCCCAUGACUUUUGAAGG